AUGGCCGGAAGAAACGCUAUCAAUAAACCAAAGAUCAAGAUGCACGCACAUAGUCAUGCCAAAUCAUUAGGAAGAAAAAGAGCAGCCCGUAGAACAACAGCUACAAGAUCCUCCACAUCCAGAUACGCAUCAAAAGGAACCACUGCUCCAAGACCAACUGAUUCUAAAGCAGUUGCUUUAUAUACCGGUGAUAUCCCAGCACCAGCUUCAACUAUGACAACCACAACAUUAUCCAAUAAGAGAGCCAAGAAGAUUGCUAGAAAUCAGAAAUACAUGGCUGCUAACAAGGCUGCUACUAAAACUAAUACAGAAUCCAUGGAUGUCGACGAGAUCUUGACUGAAGAACAGAAACAAACCAAGUUAGAUCAAGUGAAAAAGGCUUUGUGGAGUGUAAUAGAAAAUCAUUCCAAGUCUGGAUUUUCCGUAGUAGCUGAUUCAGAAGGAACCACCUUAGGUAUACAGUCAUUCUAA
This is a messenger RNA of Candida tropicalis MYA-3404, 471 nucleotides long. RefSeq lists its product as uncharacterized. Lineage: Eukaryota; Fungi; Ascomycota; Pichiomycetes; Serinales; Debaryomycetaceae. The record is from RefSeq and is a predicted model, not a curated record. The transcript has a single exon. The coding region runs from base 1 to 471 and encodes 156 amino acids.